AUAAGCGUAGACAUAUGUUUGAGUCCUUUCCAAAAUGAGCUCAGAAAUCUUGGGGUUGCAGACAAAAGUGGUCCGCACAGGAAAAGUACUUGACUAUUCAGAUGAAAAUAAAAUCACAGUUUGCGAGCAGUACGGAGUCCAUGUACUGGAAAUUGACAUAUCACCAAGUGUGAAGGGAGUUCAACCAAGGGUCAUCAACCAGUUUAUUCCUGCAGAACCUUCUCUAACAUUUGAUGUUGGCAUCACAGCAGAGGAUCUUCAGAAAGAGAAACACAGAUUACCUCAAGUUGAAUUGACAUUAGAACACAGUAUGCUCCCAGUGACAUCACCUGGGAGUACUCAACCAUUCCUUUCUGCUAUUUGGUCACCAACUGCAGUUGAUCCAAUGAAAAGAUGUGUGUUUGCCAGUGUGACCCUCGACCAUCAUGUCAGAAUGUACAGUCUUGGAGUGAGCAACUGUCGUUGGAAAUGUGUAUGUGAUAUAACUCAAGUUUACUAUGAGCACAUUAAUCCCAUUCUCUCUAUGGGGUCCAUUACUCAUAGUAGAGCCUCUAAGUACAAACAACUUAUGGAGAAACUCUGUUGUGUCGAUGUGACUUGGUCCAAGCUGUUCAAUGAAGAUGCAUCUAAGCCCUACUGUUAUCUGAGUUGUGCCAUGAGGAAUGGAGAUAUUGUCAUAUUCAAGGUUCACACACCUUGUCUCGACAGAAAUGAUAUUGAAGUUCAGACGACACUUCAUACCAAUAAAACAUUCCCAACAGAAGUAAAAUGGUGUUCUUCCAACAUUUUUCCAGAUAACCUAUUGGUUAUUGGCUGGGCUGAUGGACCAAUCAAACUAAUCCAAAUGGAUCAAACUAAAUUCGAAACAUCAGCAUCUGGUAAUGAAUGCAUGGGCCAGGAUCAACCAUGUGCGCCAUCUAUUGAUGUGUGGGAAAAUGAGGAUGAUAUAGGAGUUGGGCACUUAGAGUGGGCGGAACAGGACUGCCUAUUGCUGGCUUUAAAAGGAAACUAUCUAAUAUGCACAAAACUGGCUGCUGAAGCUAAUAGGGCUGUUGUUAUAGUUUGUCAGAGCAUACUGCAGGUCAGCGACUAUCUGCCUCCCACCCGUGUAGUAUACAACAAAGGCAAAUGCUAUAUUACUACGGUGGAUAGGAGCAUCACUAUGUACACAAUAGAAUCUCAAGACAAUGAUAUUCAAAUACAGAAACAAGGGGAUGAGGAAUUGGCAAGCAGUAAUCCCAAUAAGACAUGGGGGAUACACGAUGUCUGUGUUUCAAAAAACCAAGCACUGCUUGUUUUUAUUGAAAGUAUUGUGACAUAUAAGGACCACCUGGCCAAAAAUCCAUAUAUUAAGGUGCAGCUACUCUCCAGGUUUUCGCAAGAUCAGUGUCAUCAGCUUCUUAAGGAAGAUGGUGACUUUCAAUCAAGGAAGGACAUCUUGGAGUGUCUUAGAGGACACCAAUGUAGCAAACACACCUGGGAAUAUAUCAACUGUCCAGAUAAAGAUGACUUGGAGAAACAAAGCUAUUUCCUCAAGAUUAACAGAUUUAUUGUACUCAAUGAGUUAGAGCAGUUAAAGUUUGAAUGCCAGACCAGACAAAUAAUACCAGAUGUUGCAUUUCAAAAAAUAGAAGAUAGAAUGAAGGUGCUUAUCAGGGAUCUGAAGAACUUUGAGAAAUCUCUACAUCUUCUUUUUGCCUCAAAGUAUGUCCCCAAAUUGAUGCAAUACCCCAGUGAUGCCAUCUCAGAUUUUGGCAAGGUGACUCUCUCAAGACUGCAAAGUAUACAGGGUUCAGAGGAACCAGUCCUGUCUGAAUUGUGUGAUAUUUGCCAAAUGCAGAUAGACUUCACUGAUACAGGCACUUCAGUUUGUUCUAAUGGGCAUCCAUUUAAACGGUGUUGUUUGACGCUGAGCUCUUGUCAGAGCAUACGUUACAGAUUAUGUCGGACAUGUGAUGCUCCAUCUAUUAAUUUAGAUAAAGACCUUGAACAAGGGAUGGAAGAACUUUUACAUGAGAAAUGUAUUUUCUGCGAUGACAUCUUUGUAUGGAAAUGAUAUUUACAGAUGUUGGGCUAUCCAUGGUUACUCUGUUAUCAACCUGCAGCCUGGCUAACUAACUCAACACAUAUGUGGAGAUGUAGGGAGAGAGAUACUCCACACAAAUUGGUGAACAUAUGAAGUUAGUGAAAUAGCUCACAUUGAACCAGGUGUAUACAGUGUAUUGUCCAAAGGGAAAAUGUCGUACGUGGCUGUGAGGUAUUCCCCCUGGGAGACAGUGAGCUAUUUUCUGAUGCGGCACUUUGUGACUAUGUGUUGAUGUGGUUGUGUCAUUACUCCACAAAAUUAUGGAAUUGCCACUUUUGAAAUUGAUUAAAUAGCCCAGGUGCGCAGGCCCAAGAGGAGAGUAAAUUACCUGACUGAGAGGCAUUUCCUUCAGAGAAAUGAUGAGAUGAUGUGACUAUGUAUUGAUGUAGCCAGCUAUGUGUUGAUAUGACUAUUUCAUCAGGAGAUUUUAGAGAUGGGAAUAUCUCAUUCUGGAGAUAAUGGGACCAUUGAGUGUCAAUGCCUCACUCUGGACAGUAACAAUAAGAACUGUUAAAGCACAAUUCUGUAUGAUAGCUGAGGCACAGAAACUGUUCUCAUAAAAUCUCUUUAUGCUUUUAUGAAUGGGAUGAAAUAUGAAUCCACCAGGUUUUGUUUAAAAGGCAUGAAACCAUGAAAUUGCUUUAUAAAACUACAUGCAUCUGUUGUGAAAUUCAGCUGUAUCUAUGAAAAGCUUUUCUUCAUACUGGACCAGAUUCAUUCUCCUACAACUAAAUAUCAAGCAGAGCAAAUACAAAACUUUUUUAUAGUAAUGGAAGUAAAUCUUUGUUAAAAUAAUUUUUAUUGUUGUUUUCAAGUGUAUUCUAUACAUGAAUUCAUGACAUCUAUGACAAGGUAUGGACUCAAAAGCCUCAUGUGCUUCAGCUCUGCUAAAUAGCUUGGUGUGAUUCUCUCUGGUAGGAACAUUUAGAAAAUGUGUAAAAGCCAUCAAGGAAUUUUCAUGUUUUUGUAAAACAGACUGGUUCCUGUAUUUCAUGUAAAAUAGGCCUUGUUGUUUAUAGCAACACAGUAAACAGAAUUUCAAUCCUGUGAAUGUAGUUAGUAAUUGAACAUCCACCUUGUUCUUUACUAGUGCAGUAAAUCUUUGUGAAUUCAAUAAACUAUUUCCAAAGAGAAAGAGACAUAUCUUAUUGUAAUUCAACCUCAACAUUCAUUUUUAUUUCUCAAUUAGCAAUUUGAGCUUUGAUCUAUAUCUGGAGAUUGAUGUGCCUGGAUUGCAUUGAAUUUGAUACUAGCAAAUGAAAUGGAAUGGGAUGGAAUACAUGAAAUGGAAUGGGAUAUAAUGGGGAUGAAAUAGAACAUAAACAUCUAAAAAGAAACUUUCAAGAAGCAGACGUGGGAUUAAAAAACUAUUUGUCACUUCCUGCUGUUUAAGAAAUACAUACAUAUUUCAACUUCAUUACUUCAACAACUGUUCUCAGAGUUUCUCCAUGUAGCAACCUGUCAAAAUCAUUGUUGUAAUUUGAUAUAUGUAUAUAUCUAUGGAGUUUCUCAUCAAUAUAGAGCUGAGGCAGCAUUUGGAAAUGCAUGAUUUUAUAAAACUGGAAAACAUAAAACCCAAGAAUGUUGUAUGUGUAAGUCUUGCUUCAAGCCCUUGUAAAUUACCACAACUGGAGAUGAACUAGAUAAGAGGGGGUCUAUUUAAAUAUAUUUUAGCAUGAUUUACAGGGUUUGCUUUUUUCCUGAGUUAGUAAAUGCUGUGUAACCCACUAUGUUAAACCUGGAGCCUAAUUGCAAUAUUGGUAGAUAAUAUAAUAGUCAUGUAACUUGGAUAGCCUAGUAGACCACCUUAUAAGUUGUUGCAAGAGAAAAGUUGUGCAAAGCAUUCAAGUUUUGCAAAUCAUACAAUUUCAACAUACACGUUGUCAUGAAUUAUGCCCAUUUGCUAUGAUAUAUUUUCCUAUACAUGCUGAAAAAUAAUCUGGCUCAACAAGAUAAAAGUCCAUGUCAGUUGCACCCUGUCCGGACACCCUGUCUCCAAACACUGCAAUUUAGAUUUACUAGGUCAUGUGAUCCCAGAUUAAGGUAGACUGAGUAGAAUGAUCAAUCCAGUAGCUAACACCUUUCAAUACAUGUAGUUUCAUUUCGCUUCUGUAAAAGAGAACUUCAUCCGUCCUCAAUUCGUAUGUCCCAAUCAGUGCGUAGUAAUA
Messenger RNA from Owenia fusiformis, 4254 nucleotides. Lineage: Eukaryota; Metazoa; Annelida; Polychaeta; Sabellida; Oweniidae. The record is from the annotation of a GenBank genome assembly.